This is a messenger RNA of Tauraco erythrolophus (red-crested turaco), 401 nucleotides long. The record is from RefSeq and is a predicted model, not a curated record. Lineage: Eukaryota; Metazoa; Chordata; Aves; Musophagiformes; Musophagidae.
CCCCUGCUCACCUGGCCGACAGCAUCCACAAGAAGAAGCACACGCGUCCAACCUUCACAGGGCACCAGAUAUUUGCUCUGGAGAAGACUUUUGAGCAGACCAAGUACCUGGCGGGUCCAGAGAGAGCACGGCUGGCCUAUUCCCUUGGCAUGACUGAGUCCCAGGUGAAGGUCUGGUUCCAGAACCGACGGACCAAAUGGAGGAAGAAGAGUGCCCUGGAGCCCUCCUCGUCCUCACAGCGGGCGGGGGGCUCUGGUGGAGAGCGGGCAGCCUCUGAGACCGAGGACGACGAGUACAACAAGCCCCUGGACCCCGACUCAGAUGACGAGAAGAUCCGGCUGCUGCUGAGGAAGCACCGUGCAGCCUUCUCGGUGCUGGGCUUGGGCACGCACAGCGGCUGA